Molecule: messenger RNA, 6616 nt
Organism: Haliaeetus leucocephalus (bald eagle)
Lineage: Eukaryota; Metazoa; Chordata; Aves; Accipitriformes; Accipitridae
Gene: PPP1R37
Product: protein phosphatase 1, regulatory subunit 37
Exons: 12
Coding region: 3687-5774 (695 amino acids)
Molecular function (GO): protein binding
Source: RefSeq, a predicted model, not a curated record
AACCACCAGCCCGGUAAAGCCACGGAGGCGAAUCGGUGAGGCAGCCCUUGUCGGCUUCAGCCUGGAGGGCAUCUCCCGGUUUUGUCACCCUGAGCUGGUGCAGCAGAAACAGCAAUGAUGGUUGGGUUCUGCUGGUGCAAUGGGAGAGCCCUGCUUGGCACCUGGCUUUCUGGCGGGGGUUUGUGGCACCCACUGCCAUUGAGGAGGGUGAUGGUCCUGCAGCAGCAGCAUGGAGAAACCAGUGGCUCUUCCCCAAAGCAUUACCAAAGCUUGGGCUGUACAAGGGAGGAGAAAGGAGACAAGCCAGAGCUCCAUCCCUCCAAGGUCCUAGCGGUUUCGGUAACAUUUCCAGAUGCUGGCAUCCGCCCCAGCCCCUCCAGCAAUGCAGGGAGCUCAGCACUGCACGCAGAGGGCUGUCGUGUUCCAAGGAAAUGUCCCCGGAUGAGAGGCAUGGCCAGAACAGAGGGUCCAGCGAAACGCCAGCGCCCGUUCUCCUGGCAUUCCUGGAUCUGCUGCCAGUGGGUGCCAAACCCAUUGGGGACUCCGCUCACAGCCCCUCUGCUGGCCUGGGUGAGGGGGUUUGGAGCAGGAUGCCUCCAGGGCUCCCAACAAUUGCAUGAUCUGGCUGGCUGCCAAUUUCGGGACAUUCUUUAUACUGUACCGAAACACAGGAACCAGCUGGUAAAGGACAUUGUGCUACAGUACAAGCACGGCUAUCCCAAAAGCUCUUCGCGGGCUGCUGCACCGCAAGUUGCAUUUCUCUGUCCCAAACUGAACCGCUGCAGCACCUGCCACCAAAAAUCAUUGGUAACCGGCAGCCACACCUCCUUUCUGGGAACAAAACAGCCCCUUAUUUUCAUUUUUACUGCGUCGUGAGCCAGAAAUUGGGUUUUUCCCCAAGUUUUUCCCAGUCGCACACCUCCUUGGGUGACGAGACCCGUUCCAGUUUCACCACGCAGAUGUCAGACGUGACCUAAAAGGUGCUAGAUCUUGCUAUGUAUCACCAAUUAAUUCUGGUUUCAUUGCUCUGUGAUAGCUGGCUCAUCCCAAGGCGAUGACUGGUAGCCAGAUGCCUCCAUGAAAUAUCUCCAGCAGUGGAGAAAAACUGCUCGCUAACAUGUUCUUGUUGUUUAUAUAUCCUGCCAGCUCUGUUAAUAUGAAAUUUCCACCGCUCUGAUACUGCUCUGGAUGAAGACAUGACGUUUGCCUGGUAAAGCAAACCUGGGGCUCGUCCCCCAAGCCCUUCUCUGCUGCUCCAGAAAACCAAACAUGGUUCAGCACUCUCAGACAAGCCACUCUCCCCAGAGGGAGCCCGGGAGGGACAUAUUCCUCAUCCGAGCUCCCCUUUCCUGAGGCUCUGGGCGUGCUGGCUUGGAGCUAGAGGCUUUCCCCAAAGGCAUCACGCCCUUCAGGUGUUGGGGACCUUUUCUUUCAAACUAUUUAACCUCAAACUUCAGCCCCUGGAGACGCCUGGUGUGAAAGCCCAGAAAGCAAAUUUUCCCUCUCUAAUUAGAGAGGAAUCCCAUACGUUGCUGAUAGUUGUGACACUGUGGAAGCUGGCAUCAUUCAGAGCAGAGCCGGCAUCUGGCACCUGCCUUUCCCUUGACUUCAGGAGCACAUUGCCUGUGACGCGACUUUUAUUCUUCCUCUCACGUGUGCAUAACAACUAUUUUUAUUCGGGGCUUUAUUUAUCUCCCAUUUAUCAUUCAUUGGGUAAAAUUACUCCAGUGGACGCGCCUCUGCUUGUUUAACUUCCUUCUGGCUACUUGAAUCCAAGGUCUCCUUCCCAGCUGGUACCGGCAGGGCCGGUUUUGCCAGGCAGCACACGGCAUGGGGCUUGACGACGCCACUCGUGCGUUGGUUUGGAUCCUCCUCUCUGGUGCGCUUGCCACCCCGAAGUGCUCGAGGGCUUGAAACAGGAAGGUAAAGAAGGCGUAUGGUUUAUUGCAAAGCUUUGCGCUACACAAGGCAAAGGAGGAGGCGUGUUUAGAGCAUCGUUAGCAUUGUUUAACGGGCAGUGCGUCCGUCUGCUCCCGGUUUGUCAGCCCACAAGGUAUACACUUGGUUAUUUUUAAAACUGACGAUAUCCCAAUGUCAUCAGUUCCCUCGCCUCUCACAGAAACACCCUGCUUGUACACCAGGAGGCAGUUGGUAGCUUUAUACCAUCAUGUUUCUUACUGAAUCAAGUACCGUUGUGGUUUUUUUUUUAAUAUUUCUCUUUUUUUAGCUUUUUUUUUCCCUUUGGGACUGUUGCACCUUUAAAGCAUCCUGAUCCGGCAGAGCUACCUGAGGUCCUAGAUAAAUGGCCUCCCUACAGACCUGUGUCAGGUUCCAUUCGUCAGCCUUCCUUUCUGUGAAACCUUGCCCAUUAGCAUUAAUUAUUUCUACCUUUAAUUCUUUAUUGCCAGGCUGCAGUACCGGCCUCUCUGCCACCUCACCCGCAUCCAUGUCAGGUUAAAUUACAACGCUUUCCGCUCUGACCUUCCUCUUUGCUCCUUCCCUUUGGCGGCUGUGUGGCCGGUGGGUCUCUGCCGGCCUCAUACCUCCGCCAACAGAGACGCUGUGCCGGGUUGAACCCAGAAGACCUGAAAGCUCAUCCUGUUUUUUCCCACCUUGUUCUCCAACAAUUCCUGUCUUGAUUUAAGCCCAUGCAGGUCCAAGGGGUCGGCUAGGACGGGAUAUGUGCCAGAUAUACAUGGAGAGGGGAGGUUUUAGGGCCAGAUGCUGCUGCCAUCUGUCUCCCUCAGCUUGCCAGGCUUCCCUGCUGCACCGGUGCCCCGCGGGCGCUUGGUUUGUGGGUGCCACGUUAUUCAUUGGGAAAUGAGCCAGAGCACAAGAUGAGGGGGAAAAAGUGCCCCUUUGUUUCCUUUCCCCGCUUCCUACAGCUUCGCCAACUGCUUUGUUAGAAAUCUCAGGACCCCUGCACUCGGGGAGAGGAGUCAGAGGCUUCCCCUGCCGCCAAGUUGCAUCUCCUGCUGUCUCCAAUGGAAAGCACAGGAGGGGAAAGGCGUCUUCAUCUGAUUCCCCAGGAUACAGCCAGGAAACCACAGCAGUGUCGUGAAGGAGUGGGUGUGGAAACCCAGGUUUAAAAAAAAAACAAACCCAGAGGCGUUGUGUGGGUGAAGUCCUGCCAUCCCAAGUGUUCAAGGUCUUGGUGUGUUCGGUUUGGACCGGCAUCGAUGCUGAGCAUCAUGGCAGUGAGGAAGCCUGGGUCGCUGCAGGCGUCAGGGUGUCUGCCAAUGCAGGAGAGACCCCGGGGAGAGCUGGCUCAUGCCUCUGCCCGUGGCCAUCAGGUGGAGAAGCUCCAUAACCCACCUAGCUGGCAGGUGCUGUUCCCCCAAAAUGCGGGAUCCGGUGCCCUUUGCUGGAGAAAGAGCAAAUCCGCGUGUCGGGGUGACUCUGGCACUGCCUUCCUCUCCCUGCAUCGGGUGCCACCAGACCGAGAGCGAAGGAGCCACUUGAUUGCCAGCAAACUCCUCUGCUGGGUUUGGGGUUUUUUUAUACUUCCCUAGAGAAGAAAAUAAUUUUCUUGCAGCUGCUGUUCCCCUUGCACGGGAAGACGGGACGUGAAGCCUCGCCUGGGAGAAGAAGCAGCAGCAGGAUGCUCCCAAGCAGAGGCAAAGAGUUAAGAGAUCUCAUUUGGUGACCUUGGGGAUGGAGCCCAGAACGUGACUGUCGAUGAAAUCAUGACCGCCUACAAGCAAGCCUGCCAGAAGCUGAACUGCAAGCAAAUACCCAAACUACUGAAACAGAUACAGGAAUUUAAAGAUCUGGCUCCCAGGAUAGACUGCUUAGAUCUGAAAGGGGAGAAGCUGGAUUACAAAGCCUGCGAGGCGCUGGAAGAAAUUUUCAAGCGGGUCCAGUUCAAAAUUGUCGAUUUGGAGCAAACGAGCUUGGAUGAAGAUGGCGCCUCAGCGUUAUUUGAUAUGAUUGAAUAUUAUGAGUCGGCAACGCACCUCAACAUCUCCUUUAAUAAACACAUCGGCACCCGAGGCUGGCAGGCAGCUGCCCACAUGAUGAGGAAGACAAACUGCCUCCAGUACCUGGAUGCCCGAAACACACCCUUGCUGGACCACUCGGCACCCUUCGUGGCACGCGCCCUCCGCAUCAGCAGCAGCUUGAUCAUCCUGCACCUGGAGAACGCCAGCCUUUCGGGACGCCCGCUCAUGCUGCUAGCCACGGCUUUGAAGAUGAACAUGAACCUGCGGGAGCUGUACCUGGCCGAUAAUAAGCUGAAUGGGCUGCAGGAUUCGGCUCAGCUCGGCAACCUGCUGAAGUUCAACAGCUGCAUACAGAUACUUGACCUGCGGAACAACCACAUCCUGGACUCAGGCUUGGCGUACAUCUGUGAAGGUCUGAAGGAGCAGCGGAAAGGGCUGGUCACUCUGGUUUUGUGGAACAACCAACUGACUCACACUGGCAUGGCCUAUCUGGGGAUGACGCUGCCUCACACACAGAGCCUGGAGACCUUGAACCUGGGCCACAAUCCCAUUGGGAAUGAAGGUGUCCGCAACCUGAAGAAUGGGCUGAUCGGGAACCGCUCUGUCCUUCGCCUGGGCUUGGCGUCCACCAAACUGACUUGCGAAGGUGCUGUGGCAGUGGCGGAAUUCAUCGCGGAGAGCCCACGGCUCCUUCGCCUGGACCUGCGAGAAAAUGAGAUCAAGACAGGUGGCCUCAUGGCGUUGUCACUGGCUCUGAAGGUCAACCACUCGCUGCUGCGCCUCGACUUGGACAGGGAGCCCAAGAAGGAGUCGGUCAAAAGUUUCAUCGAAACCCAGAAGGCUCUCCUGGCCGAGAUCCAGAAUGGCUGCAAGCGCAACUUCAUCCUGGCCAAAGAGAAGGAGGAGAAGGAACAGAAGCUGCAGCAGUCAGCCUCGAUGCCGGAGAUCACCGUGACGGAGCCUCUGGAGGAGGAUCCAGUAGAGGACAGCCGAGACGGCAGUGCUACCUCUGCUCCGGAAGAGGGGGAAGAAGCCAGGGAGACCCCAACGGCCUCGGAGAAUGGGGACACGGAGCCAGCGGAGGAUGGCGAUGACGGAAACAACAUGACGGACUCUGAUUCGGACACAGAUGAGGAGACGGAUGCUGGGUUAGAGACAAAGGACUUGAGCAAAACGCUGCUGAAAAGCCCCAACUCCACUGACGGUGCUUCCGCACCCCAGCCGCUGCUGUCCCUGGAGAAGCCGAGGGAUCGGCCGCCCCCCCUGCACAUCGCUGAGGAAUCGCAGCACGAUGCCAGCGUGGGGAGUCCUGCCAUCUCUCCGGCCUCCACACCCUCCCAAGGAAACGAGAGAAGGAUUUCGGUUUCCAGUCCCGGGCGAGGCCAUAAAAUCUUCGUGGUGACGCGAGUGGAGAGCCUGCCGGAGCGAGCCACCAAUGCUGCGCGCCCAAGGGAGGACACCACUGCCCUUGCAAAAUCCGUUGAGUCCCAGAACCUGGCUCUGGCCACAAAACCUGAACUCCUGGCACCCCGGGCGAAUGGAACAGUUCCUGAAGCCGCUGCCGGCUUGGCAACACCACCAGCAGUGCCGAGCAUCGGUUCCGACCCCAAGCGGGGUGACCCUGCGGUCUGCGAGAGCUCAGCCCAUGACACUCCCCUCCCCAACGGGCUGAAGACGGAUUUUGCGCGAGCGCUGCCGGAGGCAUCCUCAGAUGGCGAUGGCAAAAUGGGGAGCUGCACUGCUGAGCACGAGCUGAGCUGCUCCAAGAACGAGCAGGAGCUGGAGGAACUGCUCCUCGAGGCCAGCCAGGAUGCAGGGCAGGAGACCCUGUGACCCCAGGUGAGCGGGGACAGGGGUUGGGGACAGCCCUGGGAGCAUCCCAGAGGUCCGGGGACCCCAUCGUCUCUCUCUCUCUCCUCUCUCUUGCAGGUCCUCAGGGCCGCUCGGUGUCGAGGGGAGGCUCUGGCGUAGCUUUUUUCUCUUCCCACUCCACACAACGAUUUAAGAAACCAACCUCGGACUUCAGGACAAAGGGUUAUAUUCAAAUCUUUUUUUUCCCCAAAACAGUUUCCUGCUCCCGGACUCUCUUCCCCAGAUGCCCGAUUCGCCUCCCCUGAGCGGAGGGACCCUGCCGUGUCCCCAGGGCGAUGGAGGGAAGGGAAGGAGAGCAGAGAAAAAUGACCCAGAUGGGGACGUCGCCGUUCCCAGCUGUCCCUGCCCUCGCUGGACACUACCUGACACCUUCGCCUUUUCUUUUUCUAUCUUUCUCCGAGGAGGAGAUCCCAUGCUGGGGCGAAGGCGGCACGGCAUCGGUCCCACCGGGAAAUUCAAACCACACACUACAGGGACUGAGACACUGGCGGCACGUGCUGGGAGGAGAAUGGAGGGUUGCACCGUCAGGCUGCCAUCGCCCAUGGAGAAUGUCUCUCACUAAAGAUACCCAGGACAGGCUGUGUCUGCAGCCGCAAUGGUUAUUUAUUUUUAAGUUCCUUUUUUUGUUUGUUUGUUUGUUCUCAGUAUAUAUUUAUCAUCAGCUGCAAAAUUACUGGGUGGGGAUUUAGAGGAUGGUGUUAGAAUUAAUUAAUUCCUUCUGGGCUAACCUGCAACUGAACUCCUGCUCUGGGGCUGCCAGAAAAAAAAAAAAUACAACCAGAAACACAAAAAAAAAGCCAGCA